Messenger RNA from Gossypium raimondii (Peruvian cotton), 2450 nucleotides. Its product is annotated as serine/threonine-protein kinase PBL27. Lineage: Eukaryota; Viridiplantae; Streptophyta; Magnoliopsida; Malvales; Malvaceae. The transcript has 5 exons. The record is from RefSeq and is a predicted model, not a curated record. Gene Ontology annotation, molecular function: protein kinase activity; ATP binding. Gene Ontology annotation, biological process: protein phosphorylation. The coding region runs from base 309 to 1862 and encodes 517 amino acids.
UCUUCUUAGUUCAUACACAAAGCACAAGCAUUUUUUUUUUCUUCUUUUUCUUCCAUUUGUUGAUCUGCCACUUGUGACACGAUCUUUUCCUUUUAAUGGGCACUUGAGAUCAUAGAAAAGCUGAAAAAAAGAGAGGAUUUGAAGGGGAAACACUCGGUAAAGAUUGGAUUUUUUAAAAGGGAAAUUGAGUGAUUUUUUUGUUGUGUGAAAAAAAGGGGGUGAAAGUGAGGAUGAUUUGGAGUAAUCUUUGAAGAAUUUGUGUUAAAUUUUGGGUUUUUGAUUCUGGGUUUUUCUCUUGGAUUUCGAUUAUGGGUGGUGGUGGGUGUUUUCCUUGUUUUGGAUCAUCAAACAAGGAAAAGAGUAAUAAUGGUGGGAAAUCCAUUAAAGAACUGAACAACAAGGAUUCAACUAAAGAUGGCUCAGUUGGUCAGUCUCAUCAUGUUAAUAGAGCUAGUUUAGACAAAUCAAAAUCUCGGAGUGGUUCUGAUUCUAAGAAGGAGCCUGCAGUAUCUAAAAAUGGAUCAACCGAAAAUAUCCCAGCUCAAACAUUUACAUUUCGAGAGCUUGCUGCUGCCACAAAGAACUUUAGGCCGGAAUGUCUAUUAGGAGAAGGUGGUUUUGGACAUGUUUACAAGGGCCGGUUGGAAAGUACGGGACAGGUCGUUGCUGUCAAACAGCUUGAUAGAAAUGGCCUUCAGGGAAAUAGAGAAUUCCUCGUUGAAGUUCUCAUGCUUAGUCUCUUACACCACCCAAACCUUGUCAACCUGAUUGGUUAUUGUGCCGAUGGGGACCAACGCCUCCUUGUCUACGAGUUUAUGCCUUUAGGGUCAUUGGAGGAUCAUUUACAUGAUCUUCCACCGGAUAAGGAACCUUUGGACUGGAAUACGAGAAUGAAGAUUGCAGCUGGUGCAGCCAAGGGAUUGGAAUACUUGCACGAUAAAGCUAGUCCUCCUGUUAUAUACCGAGACUUAAAAUCAUCCAACAUCCUUCUUGAUGAAGGCUAUCACCCUAAAUUAUCUGAUUUCGGGCUUGCGAAACUAGGUCCUGUUGGUGACAAAACCCAUGUGUCCACUCGUGUAAUGGGUACUUAUGGUUAUUGUGCACCGGAAUAUGCAAUGACCGGCCAGCUCACUCUAAAAUCCGAUGUCUACAGUUUUGGAGUGGUCUUUCUCGAGCUUAUCACGGGGCGCAAGGCCAUUGAUAAUAUGCGUGCUCCUGGAGAGCAGAAUCUGGUUGCAUGGGCACGACCGCUUUUCAAAGAUCGUAGGAAGUUUCCGAAAAUGGCUGACCCGCUACUACAAGGUUGUUAUCCGAUGCGUGGAUUGUACCAAGCUCUUGCAGUUGCAGCAAUGUGUUUGCAAGAGCAAGCGGCUACAAGGCCUUUAAUAGGCGAUGUGGUUACGGCCCUUACGUAUUUAGCCUCACAAACUUAUGACCCAAAUGCCCCUGGCAACCAAAGCAACAGAGUCGGUCCAUCAAAUCCAAGACUUAAGGAUGAUAGGAAUAUGGCUGACGGGUUAGACAGCCCCGAGGGUCGUGGAUGGCAUCAUGGUUCUCCUUCCACGCAUAGAAAUUCACCUGAUUACAGGAAGAGGAAUCAGAUGAGGGAAUCUAGCACCGGUUCUGAGUUGAUCAGGAAUGACGCUGGUGGGGAAUCAGGGAGGAAAUGUGGUUCGGAUGAUUCGGAACGACAAGAAUCUAAUAGAGGCAGCCCACUGAAUGGUUCAAGAGCAAGGGAAACUCCACAUAAUCGUGUUCUCGAUAGAGAACGUGCUGUCGCGGAGGCCAAAGUAUGGGGUGAGAAUUGGAGGGAGAGAAAACGGGCGAACGCAAUGGGUAGCUUUGAUGGUACAAAUGAGUAAUGACCGAUGCUACCUAAAUACUAACUCAUGUCAUUCUUCUCUUCCAAUCGAGGACAUUGCGUAUCGGUUUCUUGGAAAAGAAUAAAACUCCAACGAUAAAACCAUCUGUUACUGUCAAUCUCCAUUUCUACCCCGGAAAUAAGAGUUAAUGCAUGUAUCUAACUUUUGACUAUUGUUUACUUGUCCUAUAGUACAUUUCCAAAUGCUUCGAUUAUGUGGUCGAAGGAAGAAACACAAAAAAAGAAGGGAUUGAGAGCAGUCGGUUGGUUUCGAGAAUUCACAGGUAAAUUUCCACCAGCAAAAAAAAAAAAAAAAUGUAUACAACAUACUAUAUGUAUUUAGGCUUUUUUCUUUUUCUUUCUUUAUUGAGAUUUAUGUUACAGGAGAUGUAUGUGGGGGGAAAACUUAGUAUAGGUUUGUCUGGAUGUCUCACCAGUCUUGUCUAGUUUUCGACUUGUUCGAAUUCGUGUAUGCAUCUCCGAGUCUACCUUGUUUUUGGCUUUAUACAUAGAGGUUUCAUGAUAUUAUUAUCAUUUAUGUAUGAUCACCUUCGUCCUAUUGUUCUUUAUGUAAUUACUUGUUUCAUUA